Aspergillus fijiensis CBS 313.89 is the source of this 1101-nucleotide messenger RNA. RefSeq names its product cation diffusion facilitator family transporter. Bases 1 to 1101 code for a protein of 366 amino acids. NCBI's taxonomy places the organism in Eukaryota, Fungi, Ascomycota, Eurotiomycetes, Eurotiales, Aspergillaceae. Gene Ontology annotation, cellular component: membrane. The record is from RefSeq and is a predicted model, not a curated record. Gene Ontology annotation, molecular function: zinc ion transmembrane transporter activity. Gene Ontology annotation, biological process: intracellular zinc ion homeostasis; zinc ion transmembrane transport. The transcript is spliced from 9 exons.
AUGGCUUUACACUUGACUCAGUCCCAGCGUUUGCAGCUGGUGAUACUGAUUUCCCUGUCGUUCUUCAUUGCAGAGAUCUCUGUCGGAUUCUACACACGUUCUCUUGCCCUCGUCGCAGACGCCUUCCAUUAUUUGAAUGAUCUGAUCGGAUUCGUUGUUGCAUUCACUGCUCUAAAGAUCUCAGCCAAGACAGAUUCACCCCAAGAUCUAUCCUUUGGCUGGCAGCGGUCUCGACUUCUCGGUGCAUUCUUCAACGGUGUCUUCCUUCUCGCACUCGGGAUCAGUAUCUUUCUCCAGUCCAUCGAGCGCUUUGUCUCCAUUCAAGUCGUGGAGCAGCCCAAGCUGGUGCUUAUCAUCGGCUGCGUGGGGCUUGGUCUCAAUCUCAUUAGUGCCUCAUUCCUUCACGAGCACGAUCAUUCACACGGCGAAGUCCUCGGAGGAACGGAACUCCGAACGAAUGCCGAAAGUGGCACAGAGCAGGUUUUCGCCCUACACGACAACCAUCGUCACAACAAUCUCCAACCAUCCCAAAAGGGCUACGACCUUGGCAUGCUCGGGGUCCUGAUUCAUGUGCUGGGUGACGCCGCCAACAAUGUCGGGGUCAUCAUCUCGGCAUUGGUAAUCUGGCUUACCACGGACCCGGCUCGCUACUACGCAGACCCAGCUGUUAGCAUGGCUAUCGCCAUCGUCAUUCUCACAACUUCCGUCCCAUUAGUGCGAAGCGCGGGCAAAAUCCUCCUUGAAAGUGUUCCCAGCGGGAUCAACCUUGACGACAUCAGACAUGAUCUCGAGACGAUCCCGGGCGUCCUCUCUGUCCACGAACUGCACGUUUGGCGACUGAACCAAGAGAAGGCCUUGGCGUCGGUCCAUGUCGCGGUCGCCAAAGAGACCGUGUCCGAGUUCGUCCAGAUCGCCAAGACCAUGAGCGAUUGCUUCCACAGCUAUGGGGUCCACUCGGUGACCGUGCAGCCCGAGCCGGGGUCGGCGGACCCCGUGCCUGCCGCGCCGACGGGGACGGCGGGCUAUCGGGGCGACGCGUCCCAGCUGUGCCAGGUCAAGUGUGGGACUACGUCCUGUGAACUGCUGACGUGCUGUGGCUAA